Molecule: messenger RNA, 3840 nt
Organism: Psilocybe cubensis
Lineage: Eukaryota; Fungi; Basidiomycota; Agaricomycetes; Agaricales; Agrocybaceae
Exons: 10
Coding region: 1-3840 (1279 amino acids)
Source: RefSeq, a predicted model, not a curated record
AUGGCGCCGCCUCACACCCUCGGACUGACAGGCCAUGGAGUCUCAACUUCAUCGUCAUCAACGGUGCCUGAAGCUUUUGGGCUGAUGGGUCCUGGAGUCAAUUCUUUCAAUUUUGGAAACAUUAACCUGCCAGGACAAACCACGGGCUUUCCUGUUGCCGUAUCUAAUAUAUCUGGAGCGACAUCUAGUUCUUUGUAUGGCGCUUUAUCAAGUACUGAGGUCUCCGCUGAGUACAUCAAGCCGGCUCGGAGGCCUAUUGCUACAUUGCCCAGACGGGGCCGCAUUCCAUCUGUGAACCAGGCUUCAUCGGUAGCCGCCUUGAACAGCAACACGAACAAGAAUCCAGAUAACUCUGGUAUUUCUCAAUCGACUUUGUCAUCAUCAACGGCACCCCAACAGCCUCUUGGUCUCAUGGAUCCUGGAGUCAGCCCGUUCAACUCUGGAAAUGGUGACCUGUAUCAGCAGGAGCAGGACAUGGCUCACUUCCUGGCAUCUCUGAAAUCAUCCCAACAGUCCUCCGCUGCUUCAAGUCAGUCUCACAAAACGCAAACUGGUGCACCUCAGGCACAUUUGCAGGCACCUAUCUGGACAAGCAACUCGGAUCCAGUCUCAGCAAAUAUAGCGGCGUGGCAGCCUCCUCGUUCAAGGCUCGAACACGUCUAUGUCACCACUCCCCAGGUUCGCGCAGAUGCUAAUUCAUUCCAGCCUCGAAGGUCUGGACAGUCGUCUAGCAACACCGACGCAACUAGGUACUUUGAUAUGGAUGCUGCUCGGAGGAACAGCGUUCCAAUCGAAUUCAACAGACUGGCACCGGGCACGCGCAAACUCGACGAGUGGUUUGAUACUCCGGACAGAUAUCUGGAGGAGGCUGCCAGCAUCACCCAAGGCAGCAUGGGCUACAACAAUGCCCGAAAUCCCUACAGCAACGACGCCAACAUGGAGGUUGCAGGACUCGGACAGGGAUCGUCGCAAUCGACCAGCACUGGUAGACAAGUCGGGACUGGCUUUCAAUUCCACCAGGCUCAAGAUUGGGGGUUCCACAACAAUCAAGGUUCACACGUGCCGUCAUCGUCGACGGCACACCGGAGGGCCCGCUCGAACAUGGGCCUGGUCAACACAAGCGGCACUGGACUUACUAGGACGACCAUACCAUCAUCUGAAAUGCGCUCUUCUAUUGAAGAGCCAUACAGAUUCACAUUUUUGUCGUCCACAGUUACUGCUCCCAAUUUCCAAAUCCACCCGCUUUCCAUCCCGACAAUUGCUCAACCACCUCGGGCUUUUGAAUUUGCUGAACCCCUGAACCUGGCCAAGUACAAUGAGCAAGGAGUCAGCUACAACAGUGUACAAGGACAGGAGGAUCCAGUCUACAAUGGAUCCCAGGAGGACACUCAGGUCAUCGAAUCCAUGGACAUUGCAUCGCAAAACCACGCCAGGGUUUUUGAAAUGGAAAAGGACGGUAUGAAGACGCCUGCUUAUAGCGGGUUGGCUCCUGUCCAGGAAAUUUUGGAAGCAUCUGGUGAGUUUUACGGUCAUCUUACGGAUUCUCGACAUUCCUUCCCAGCCACUGUCACACUGGAUCAGGCUCCUAGUUUGGUAUCAACAUCGUUGCCGGAAUUUGAAGGAGAUCAGCGCAUCGACACUCAAAUGGAUGGAAAAAUGGAUGGAACAGACGGACUGCAAGGUGCAGAGCAGUCCAACAACACCCCACCAGCAAACAAUGCCGACGAAUUGCGCCAGGAUUUCGCGCCAUUGGCGCCAACAGCUACCCCGGAUUUCUUGAUGGGAACAGAGGAAACCGCGGACGCUAUGUCUUUUGGAGAAGACGGCAACUUUACCAAAGCAGCAAUAUCGUCAACAUUACUAGCUGCCCACUUGACGGGGCAACCGCUGCGUGAAGCCAAACCAAACGAAGAUCACGCUGCUGAUCUAUCGAGGCUUGCGAUGGCUUCUGAACCUGUGAGUUCAGAAGUCAAUUUUGGUACCAUCAAAGCAGGAAUUUUGCCAGCGCAAACAACUGCCCACCUGGCGGGGCAGCCGCAGCAAGAGGCCGUUCCCAGCGCUGAUUACCCUGCUGAUCAGCCGUGGCCUGUGGAUUCCAUCGACACAUGGAAUUCUCAAUCCGCGGAAAUUUUCGAUAUUGGCAGCGGCAUUACAACCAGCGGAAACAACUUUGGGCAGCACAUCUACGCCCAAAUCCAGUCAAGAGAGGUUUCUGCAUCGGAUCCAGCCGAUAUCGAAGAAGAUGGUGAACUCGACUGGCUAGCCAAGUCAUUCCAAUCAGUGGUGCCCAAUGACCACAGCAUGCAGGACUUGGAUACUGGAGACAAGGGUGAAACUCCCUUGUCAUCGACUCCUCAGCCUCCACCGCAGCAAAGUCAAGGUGACACUCUGGUAGAAGCCGCGUCUGACGACGCUAUGGCUCCCUUACCGGCAUUCGAAGGAGUCAACGCCGAGGUCAAUCCGACUGAUGCGACCCCCGUCCCCUCCGCCACUGCCCCUUCUGCUGCUGCCCAUCAACCGGUAGCCACCGCAGAGCAGAAGGAGCACUCACCGGUCAACGGCGACUCUGGGACUGGAGAAGGGGAGAAUUCUAGUGGUAGGCCACCACUAGAGGUCUCAUCUUCUCCUUUUCCAAGUCCGGUUGAACCCACAGAACCGGCGGUCCUUCAAGGCUCGGAUAACGGCUCAACGAUGGCGCCGCCCUGUGCAUCCCCGGAACCAACGCCAACCACAUCCCAUGAAAUCCCAGACUUGGGAUCACUGGGUGUGCAGCAAGGUGAGGUCGGCGAGCCAACAUCCGCUGAAGUCCUGGAUGGGAUGGGCUUUAGUACUGGGGAAACAGGCAACAAGGUAGCGGCUCAGGCUCAACAGCCUAUUACAGGGCUUUCGGACAUCGAGUCAGCGGGAAAGCCCAAAGACAAGAAACGGCGGACCAUCAGGCGACCACGUCAGGGCAGGGAAGAGCGCCCGACCAUGGGAUGGCCAUACCACAGGCCCCCUAAUCCCGCUGCGCACAUCCGGCCAUCGCGAUUCGAAGGCAAGAUCGUCCGCCAUUCCAUUCCCACUCGCAGGUCGGAGGACAUCCCAGUUGUGGAACCAGUGCCACCUACUCGGAAACCAGCGGCCAAGGACGCACUCAAGCGUCUGGAGAGAAGAAAGUUGGGUAUCAAUCCACCACCAUACCCCAAUCGCACCGAGCGACCGGCCUUGCUUGCAAGGCUCGCGCGAUUCGGGGCUCAAGAGGUAUCCGAGGCGGUAACGGCGCCCACCAACUUGCGAGAGGCCCCCAAAGACCCGCUGCCCAAAGCGGCUUCUAUCCAGGUUCAACCGGCACCUACUACACUCCCCCGCGUGUCCCAGGCCAUCGUACACCCUCAGCCAACACCCGUCGGCCCGAUUCAGGCUGUCCAACGUGAUGCGACACCCCAGCCAACUCGAGCGCGAAAUGGCGGCCUAUUUGGACACCCCGCACGCAUUGAAGGCACACACACGGGCAUGCCGCGCGGUCAGGCGCUUCCAUUCGAGUCCAAACCAGUGGCUAGGGUAGACCCCAUUACUGCACUGCUCAGGCUCCGACCCCUGGAAGAGCCAGAGGAGGAGGACAUGGAUAGGAGGCAUCGUCGCAAUUGCGCUGAUCGCAAACGGAAGCGCACUCAGCAGAGGUGGACGCGGCGCCAGGACCUGGUGGUUGAGACUGAGGAGAUGGAGGAAGAGCCGGAAGCGGUGGACAUAAGGGAGCUUGACCCUAUUCUAACGCUGCGCGGGUUCGCGACGAUGGUGGCGAUGUUUGGGGCGGGGUUGUUUUUGGACAGCCUAGUCGGACGAUGGUUUGGCGUCUAG